AUUCUCUCUGCACGAAAAAUGAUCCAGUAACUUACCUCAGUGACUUUGGUAACUCGCGCACAACACUGAAAAACACUAUCUACUCUGUUAGAUUAAAUUAGAUCAUCAACACUGACACUAUCAUAGCUGUACGUUCAUUUCCUCUGCAUAGACAGAAAGAAAUGGUAAUCACAAACUUCAACGGAGCCGGCGUCGGAUUUGGUUUCGGUGUUGGUUGCGGUUUCGGUGUAGGAUGGGGUUUCGGAGGUAUGCCAUUGAACUUCUUGGGUCUUGGUGCAGGUGGAGGCUGUGGCGUUGGAGUAGGACUUGGUUGGGGUUUUGGUACUGCUUAUGGUAGCAGGUAUAGGUUGUCAAGGGUAACAUUUCAAGGAAUCGAAUUUGAUCGUAAGGAGAAAAGUGGUAGCACGGAGUUAUCAAAACCCAGUCCAGAAAUAAGAAUUUUCACCCUCUCACAAAUCUCUCAACACAAAUCCAACAAAAACUGUUGGCUUGUCAUCAACGGCAGAGUGUUGGACGUGACGAAGUUUUUGGAGGAACAUCCGGGAGGAGAAGAGGUAAUUCUAGAGGUUGCAGGGAAAGAUGCAACAAAGGAGUUUGAUGCUAUUGGACAUAGUAAAGCAGCUCAAAAAUUAGUCCUGAAACACCAAGUCGGUGUCCUUGAAGGUGCCAAGGUUGAAAAGGUUUAUGAUGAUAACGCUGUUGUUGUGGAAAAGGAAUUUAAGAGGGAAGAAAUGAGUGCUUUUGUAGUCAAAGAUGAUACUAGUUCAAAAACUGCUACAUUUUUGCAGUUCUUUGUUCCUGUCAUUUUUGCUUGUGUCUAUUUUGGUUACAGGGUUAUCACCUCAGGAGACACUGUUGUCUAGUAAACAGAUGGCGAUGCCUGUACUUUAAAAUAAAAUAAAAAAUUAAAUAAUAGUUUUUAAGUUUAAUUUUUGUUAUGUUAUAGAGAAUAUUCAUUAAAAAAAUAAUAUUGGUUGUGGUAUCAUUAAAUAA
Molecule: messenger RNA, 993 nt
Organism: Vicia villosa (hairy vetch)
Lineage: Eukaryota; Viridiplantae; Streptophyta; Magnoliopsida; Fabales; Fabaceae
Product: cytochrome b5-like
Exons: 6
Coding region: 162-863 (233 amino acids)
Cellular component (GO): intracellular membrane-bounded organelle; membrane
Molecular function (GO): heme binding
Source: RefSeq, a predicted model, not a curated record